Messenger RNA from Striga asiatica, 309 nucleotides. The record is from the annotation of a GenBank genome assembly. NCBI's taxonomy places the organism in Eukaryota, Viridiplantae, Streptophyta, Magnoliopsida, Lamiales, Orobanchaceae.
AUGUCCUUCGCCAGAUUGAAAAACACACGCAGUAAAAGUGUUCGUUUAGGCCAAAACACGUACGUGCAAACGGAGUAUCAUAUUAGUAAUGAUAAUUCAUCCAACUCCAAAUGGUUGAUUUUCUGGCAAAAAAUCACGAGGGCCAAGAAGAAAAGCUCGGGAACUCCAAAGACUUAUGAUCAUCAGAGUUAUUUGCAGAAUUUCGAUGACGGGCCCCACAGGAUCGAGCCAGAUUAUUUGUACAGGUCUUUCUCAGCCAGAUAUGCUAAUCCUUCAAGAUUUAAAUGUCACGGAAAAGAAUUCAUGUGA